AAGGCGACACAGUUCAGCUGAAGGUGACCGGCCUAACAUGAGUGAUCUGAGGAUUGUUCUGCUGGGGAAAAAUCUAUCAGAAAAUAGCACAGUGGGAAACGUCAUCUUAGGAAGAGCAACGUUUGAGAGUGAAGCACCGUCUGCUGAUGUAGAGCUGCACAUGGAGAGAGGAAAACUGAAGGUUAGAGAGAUUACAGUGAUCAAUUCUCCUCAACUGCUGAUCCCAGAUCUGUCCAGCUCUCAGAUCACACAGGCAGUGAUGGAGAUUGUGAAUCUGUCUGCUCCUGGACCUCAUGUGAUCAUACUAAUACUGCUGCAGAAUCACUUCACUGAGGAAGACAGAAACAGAGUGCUCAAUGUGCUGAAUGAAUUCAGCGAGGAAGCAAUCAAACACACCAUAGUGCUGACUAAAGAGGAGGAGAUUAACAAUGACUGUAUUCAUCAGUUAAUACAGGAAUGUGGAGGUGGACAUCUUCAGUUUGAUGAACAAAAGUCUGGAUGCCAAUCUGAAAUACUUAAUAGGAUAGAGAAGAUUCUCAAGGAAGAAGAGGUGGAGCUUCUUAUUUGUGAUGUUAAUGAAGAAACAAGAGAAACAACAGCGGAUGAAGAGCAAAGCAGAUCUGAAGGGUCAAUUACACUAGAAGAAGACUUUUCUGUUUUGGUAUUGAUAAAUUAAGCAGCGCAACAAAGAAAAAAGCAUCAUCGCGCUAUCCAAAGCAAAGUUUGUACAUAUUGUUAACAAGAUUUACAAGUAAUACACAUACAGUGUUUCUGGAAAGUAUUCACACUGCUUAACAUAACCAUGUACAGCCUUAUUCCAGAACAUUUUUUUUAAUUUAAAAUUAUUUGUGGGCGGCACGGUGGCUCAGUGGUUAGCGCUGUCGCCUUACAGCAAGAAGGUCGCUGGUUUGAGUCCUGGCUGGGUCAAUUGGGUCUGUGUGGAGUCUGCAUGUUCUCCUCAUGUUGGUGUUGGUUUCCUCCGGGUGCUCCGGUUUCCCCCACAGUCCAAACACAUGCGCCAUAGGGGAACUGGGUAAACUAAACUGGCCGUAGUGUGUGAAUGCGAGAGUGUAAGGGUGUUUCCCAGUACUUGGUUGCAGCUGGAAGGGCAUCCACUGCGUUAAACAUAUGCUGGAAUAGUUAACGGUUCAUUCCGCCGUGGCGACCUCUGAUAAAUCAGAAACUAAGCCGAAGGAAAAUAAAUGAAUGAAAAUCAUGUGUAAAAUUAUAUGUACAUAGUUUUCUCCAACUGUAGGGUAUUUUAUACUACAAACUGUGGUGACAGUUUACUGCAGUAAAAACUGAAGUAUACCACAGUAUUCACUACAGUUCAUUAGUUCACUAUAGUUAGAGGACCACCGCAACUGGCCCACCUUUACUCUGCCCUGUACCAACUGUGGGCCUGUGGCAUAAUUCCCCCCUCCUUUCUUCCUCCAGCACCAGUUAGGGAUACAUUCUAUAUGAGGGUUGGAGGUUACCGCCGGUUUAUCAGAUGGCCACUCCCCUUUCCUCGAUGUUUCAUUGAUUUAAGCCCAUGACACAUCGGGAAGGCUUGACAACAGAUGCAGCUUCCUGGAUCCACUCCUGCUGACCACCACCCAACUCUAUGAUGUGGUUUGUCUUUCAACAGGUUCGCUCUUUCACCGAACCUCUCUUUGUAGCCAAAUCUAGCGAGAUGUUGCUUCUGCCUCUUCAGUGACCUUGCUGGCCAGUGACUGCCCCAUAAACCCUCUUCAACCAACAUUUUCUCUACCUCAACAUUAAUACUACAGUAUUCUUGUAGAUACUACAACAUUUACAGUAUAAUACACUUUUGCUAUAGUAUGGUUAAAAAACAUAGUACAGAGGUGUACAAACACAGUCCUGGAGGGCAGGUGUUAAGCUGAGUUUAGCUCCAACUUACUCUAACACACUUGCCUGGAAGUUUCUAGUAUAUCUAGUAAGAGCUUGAUUAGCUGGCUCAGGUGUGUUUGAUUUAGGGUUGGAGCUAAACUCUCCAGGACACCGGCCCUCCAGGACAGAGUUUGGACACCCCUGCUAUAGUAUAUUUACUAUAAAUGACUGGUAUUUUUAUGUGCGAAUCAAAAUUUGUGUUUUUUUGUGUUAUAAAUUGGUCUACUGAGAUUUGGCUUUUUUUAAAACUACAUUUUAAGCUUGUUGCAGGAAUUUUAAGGUUGUUUUUAUAAAAUAAAUAAAAACGGAUUUCCGAACAACAGCUUUUGAGCUCUUUCGAGUCAUUCCAGUGGAAAGUAAAGCCUUUAAGCGUGGUGUUUAGAGAGAAUAUAUUGUUUAUUAUAUUGUGCUAUAGGAAAUACAUUUUUGUGAAGCAUAAUAUCAUUUACUCAACUGAAACAGAUUCAUUUUAUGGAAUAAAUCAAUUGACUCUUUUUGAUCGCCACCAAGGUGCACUUGGCUUAAAU
Messenger RNA from Danio aesculapii, 2420 nucleotides. Its product is annotated as GTPase IMAP family member 6. The transcript is spliced from 2 exons. The record is from RefSeq and is a predicted model, not a curated record. The coding region runs from base 38 to 676 and encodes 212 amino acids. Gene Ontology annotation, molecular function: GTP binding. NCBI's taxonomy places the organism in Eukaryota, Metazoa, Chordata, Actinopteri, Cypriniformes, Danionidae.